AUGGGACGUGGGCAGCUGGACCCCAACCCCCAUUCACUGCCUUCCCCAAGAAGGUUCCAGAAGCUGGUGUCAGUUGGCCGGGCAGCUGACCAUUGGCAACUGGCAACCGUGGGAUGUGGAGAGAAUCGUGAGGGCCGAGCCCCCAAGGUGGAUCAUGGGGGCUCCCUGGCCCCCCAGUCUGAAGUAGAGAGUAGACCUGAGAGGGAUUGUGGUGAACGUGGGCCUUCAUGGGCACUGAGCCAGUUGGAGCUGGAGAACGACCAGAAUAGAUCUACUGAGGAGCUGGGGGAAAUCCUUGUAAAUGAAGCCACCUUGAGAGGACUUGGCCAAACAGAACUGGAUGAAGAAGAAGGGGCUGCCAAGAGAGCCUUAAAGAAGUUUAUAACCUGCCACAGGGGCACUUUGAGGCAGUCGGUUCCAUCCAGGGACCUUCGGGCCUUCAGAACUCGGCCAUUGAAGCACACAGAAUACCUCCAUCACAGCAUUGUGGACACCAUGCACUAUCAGGAAAGCCUGCCCAGGCUGCCUAUUCCUGAUCUGGUAGAUUCAGUGAGAAGAUACCUAAGUGCCCAAAAGCCUAUUUUAGAUGAUGAUCAAUUCAGGAAAACAGAACUUUUGAGUCAUUCUUUUAAAUAUGGUAUUGGAAGAGACCUGCAUGAAGAGUUGGUAGCUCUGGACGAGCUCCAUCAGGAUACCAGCUACAUUUCAGUAAUGUGGAUUGAUGCAUUUUUAGCUCUUCGAGAUUCUAUAGCUUUCCACAGCAAUGCAGCUCUUGCCUUCCAAGCAGAUCCAAGCCCUGAACAGAAUGACCAACUCACCCGGGCAACCAACCUAACCGUAUCAUCAAUUCGGUUCCUGAAGACCUUCAGGGCUGGAUACCUUGAGCCAGAGGUCAUGCACCUGUACCCAGAGAAGACCGACAAUGAACAAUUUAAGAAACUCAUUCAGUUCAUAUCUCCAGAUAUCGUGUGUACUGCGGCCUCUAUGGUCAGUGCCUAUCCUCUGGAUAUGUCUCAGUUCUACAGGCUUUUCAAUACAACCCGCAUUCCCCUAAACAAGAAGGAUGACUUGGUCACCGACGAAAGUGGGAUGCACAUUUUGGUGCUACGAAAUGGGAAUUUUUAUGUCUUUAAUGUUCUAGAUGGUGAUGGAAAUAUUGUGAAGGCCGCAGAAAUCCAUGCCCACCUGAAGUACAUUCUUUCAGAUGAAAGUCCUACCCCUGAAUUCCCCUUGGCAUACCUGACCAGUGAAAAUAGGAACACCUGGGCCAAGCUGCGGAAAGAGCUGUUGAAUAAUGGCAAUGAGGAGGCCAUGGGCCUGGUGGAAACAGCCAUCUUCUGCCUGUGUCUAGAUGACUUUUCUGUUACAGAUAUUGACCAAUUGGUUCAGACCCUCCACCAUGGGGAGGGGAUGAACCGCUGGUUUGACAAGUCUUUCAACCUGAUCAUCACCAAGGAUGGGUCUGCGGGCAUCAACCUUGAGACCUCUUGGGGGGACGGUGUGGCCGUGAUCCGUUUCAUGAGUGAGAUCUUUAAAGACAGCACCCAGGAGCCCAUGGUCACACCCCACUCUCACCUUGCCAAUGUGGACUCCGCUUACUUGGUGAGGAAGCUAAACUUCCACCUGAAUGACACCUUAAAGGAGGGAAUUUCUGAAGCCAAGGAACACUUUGAAGCUAUGAGGAAAUCCUUGACUUUUCAGUGUUUCCGCUUUGAGAAAGGAGGGAAGGCCUUCCUCAAGAGGCAGAAGGUGAGCCCUGACGCCAUGAUCCAGCUCUCUUUUCAGAUGGCUUUCCUUUCCUUGUAUGGGCAGACGGUACCAACGUAUGAGGCCUGCAGCACGGGGACCUUCAAGCACGGCCGCACGGAGAUCAUUCGGCCUGCCUCCACGUACACCAAGAGAUGCUCUGAGGCUUUCGUCAGGGAGGCUUUCCGAUACAAAGUGAGGGACCUUCGUAAUAUGUUGUCUGACUGCUCGGAAUACCACGUACGACUGAUCCGAGAAGCAGCCAUGGGUCAGGGAUUCGACAGGCACUUGUUUGCCCUGAGGUUCCUGGCAGCAGCGAAGAGAGGCCCCAUGAUACCCGACUUCUUCCAGGAUCCUGCAUAUUCGUAUCUCAAUGAAAAUAUCCUUUUGACCAACACACUGAGCAGCCCCUUGGUGGCCAACAUCGCUUUUGCACCGGUGGUGUCUGAUGGCAUUGCAGUUGGGUAUUCAGUUCACAAGGAUUACCUGAAGUUCACGGUCUCCUCCCACUGUGGCCGAAAUGUGGGCGAGUUCAAUCAGGGAGUGACAAAAUGCUUGGAUAAUAUUUUCAGUGUUCUAGAAGGCAGGCCCAUUCAUAGCUAAGGAAGGCCCAUAAAACAAGUAGCUGAGGAGGUCAGAAGAUUCAACAGCUAGGCCUAGAACCAGCAUUAAUUAA
This is a messenger RNA of Trichosurus vulpecula (common brushtail), 2422 nucleotides long. Its product is annotated as carnitine O-palmitoyltransferase 2, mitochondrial-like. Bases 1 to 2349 code for a protein of 782 amino acids. The record is from RefSeq and is a predicted model, not a curated record. Gene Ontology annotation, biological process: fatty acid beta-oxidation. Lineage: Eukaryota; Metazoa; Chordata; Mammalia; Diprotodontia; Phalangeridae. Gene Ontology annotation, cellular component: mitochondrion. Gene Ontology annotation, molecular function: carnitine O-palmitoyltransferase activity. The transcript is spliced from 7 exons.